Molecule: messenger RNA, 4232 nt
Organism: Trichogramma pretiosum
Lineage: Eukaryota; Metazoa; Arthropoda; Insecta; Hymenoptera; Trichogrammatidae
Exons: 8
Coding region: 844-2577 (577 amino acids)
Molecular function (GO): zinc ion binding
Source: RefSeq, a predicted model, not a curated record
UCUGCGUCGCUACCAACACACGCAAGCUUCGAUUUUACAGACAAAAGAUACGAUGCAUGCCCAUACACGUUUCGCAACGAAGUGUUGGUGCAAAAAACACUGGCGUCGCUCGGCGCUGCUGCUGCUGCUGCUGCUCGAGCCAGCUCAACUCUCUCGCAGUAAUACAGCAUAUAGCUAGUCUUGUGCACGAUCUUGCAUCGGUGCAUUCGCGCCAGCGUUACAGUACAUAGUGGCGGAUGUCAUAUCUCUGGCACUGCUCGCGUUGUGUAUAUAUAUAAUAAUGUGACUAAUGUGAACGCAGAACGAAAAUACACCGCGCGCGUCUUUCGCGCUAUAUACAUCGUCUCUGCGUCUGUGCUCUGCAGGACCGAGUCUGUAUAUAUAUCUGUGCGCGAGUGCAUCUAUUUGCCUUUUAUCAGUGUCGAGUUGCAAGUUGCAUUGACGCUCCGAGUGCCGUGACAUAUUAUUAAAGCUCUCGGGAAAACAGCAGCAGCAGAUAGCUCUCGGUGCACUCGUACCCGAAGGGUACACAACACAGACAUCUCGAAUUCACUUUCAUCAUCGUCGUCGUUGUCGCGUAUAUAUACCUAAAAAUAUAUAGACAAACACAAGUGCAUAGGAUCGGGGAAAACUGCGUAUAUGAGAGGCAGCAGAGCAGCUGCUGCUCUGCUCUGCUCUCCAAGUGUGCGUGUGUGUUUUUUUUCAUGCCAGAGGAGGAGAUAAAUGAAUGAAAGGAACAGUGUCAGUGCGGGACAUCGUUGACGUAUUUAGCAUUGGAAGGCCACGCACCAGAGGACUGCGCGCCAAUAGCGGUCCAUCGGAUAACGGGCGCGAGACGUCACCAUGGACCAAAUGAUCGCCCUGAGCACGCAGAAUCCACUGUCACUGCUGGUUAAGUUCGGCAUGAUGGCCUGGGACAACAACACUUGCGGCGAGGACAAUUGCUCCGGCCACGGCGAGUGCCACAACGGUACCUGCCUCUGCGAGAUUCAAUUCGACGGGACGGAAUGUCACGUGCCGAAUCUGUCCUACUUCGUGGCCUUCGCCACGACCUUCUUCAUCGUGGCGUUCGUCUGCCUCGUGCAGCUCGUCAUGAGCAUCAUCGCCGAGUGGCAGCGCAUGAAGGCCCCCACCUUCCUGCGCGCCUGUCGCAUCACCAUCCAGAAGCUACUCUACUUCACGACCUUCCUCGCCACCCUGGUGAGGGGGGCUGUCUACACGGCGCCCGAGAGCUUCAACGAGGGCUGGUCCAAGGCCCUGGCAUCGGCGUUCUACGUGCUGGUGCUGAGCAGCGCCUCGCUCAUCGUCUGCUACUGGGCCGAGGCUUUCCAUUUGAGGAUGCAGACCGACAAGCCGUCAUUUCUGUCCAAGUCGUUUCUCGCCUUCGGCGUAUUCAACUUCAUCAAUUAUUCCCUACUCUUGCUAGAGUUCAUCACUUCGACUGUUUACGAUGAGGAGGAGAAGAGGAGCUUCUAUACGCACAUAUUCAAUGGCUGUUACGCAGUCCUACUCUUCAUCGUCGUCGUGUUUUUCCUCAUCUACGGAAUCGAGGUCUACUUCAAGGUUCGCGGUGGAUUCCUGAACGAUCAUCAAGUCGGCUCCAUCGUCAUGAACAAGCGCACCUCCGAGGAUCCGAACUCACCCGAGGAGGAGCCCGUCACGGCCAAGCUCUUCGAGCCCCUGCCCAGCUCGUGGUCCGAGUCGAUGCAGCAGCAGGUGAACCCGUCGCAGCUGCACCAGUCGCGCGUGGGCAUGCUGGCCCAGGCGAUCAUGCUGUUCAUCGUCGUCGGCUUUCUGUUCAGCGAGACUCUCAGCGAGUUCUGGAAGACCAAAGUACCACUGAACAGCAGAAAUGUGCACGACCUCGUCUUCCGUCUGAUCGAAGUUGGCGUGGCCUUGUGGUUCCCGUGCGCCCUGUGGAACUGCAUGAGCCCCGAACAAUCUUGGGUUCUGAAUCCCAAGCGCAUUCUGAAGAAAAUCGACUUGGACCAACCGAAGCCAAAAGAAGUCGAAUUACAAGACAAAUCUCAGCUCGAGUCGAAACUAUUGACCGACAACGCAUCCGUGAGCAGCAGAGACUGCUGGAUCUGUUACGACAACGAGAGACAGGAUGCUGGCUCGCUGAUACAACCGUGUCAAUGCAGAGGGGACGUGAGCGCGGUGCAUCAUCAUUGUCUGCGUAGAUGGCUCGUCGAGAGCUCUACGAAUCCCGACAGUCUGAAGUGCAAAGUUUGCAACACUCCGUACAACGUGGAGCACUCGAGUCGUUUGGACUGGCAGAAGAGCCUGACACCUCGACAAUUGAUUCGAAAUUUAGCCCUCGUGAUUACGAUGGGUGCAGCGGCCGCCGGCGCGUGGAUCACGAUUCAAAUUUACCAAGAUUCGCUCAUACGUACGCUCGCUGCUGCAUCGGCAACACUCGUUAUUUACGUCUGCAUCAAAUGCCUGAGUAUCAAUACAGUUGUUGCGUAUCAACGAGCUAAAAUAUCGUCCCUCAACAUCGUAAGUGCAGAAAUAAACACUAGUUCUCACGUCUCGACCAUCAGUCGCACUGUUUCUGUAGACGUAACAAAGUGAAAACUGCAUAAGGUAUAAUUAUAAAAAAAAAAACAAGUUUUUUAUAAUUAGUUUUGCUAUUUUACUUUUUGUUUUAAGCGUGAAUUUUACGAAAUUGGAAGAUUCCUUUAAAUAAAUCGAACCUUGUUCUUCGAUUACUUGAGUUUUUAUGGAACAAUCAGAACUGAUAUUUUUAUGACCAUUUGUUUUAUUUUAAUGAAAAAGUUUCAUUUACUCGGAUUAUAUUGGUGAAAAAUUAGGAGGAUUAAUAUUUUAAAGUACACGUGUAUUACUUUUAACUUUUUAUUUGUGACUGUUUACAACUACGAUGUUGUUUAAUAUUUUUGUUACUUGUGAAAAGAUAUAUCAUGAAAUGAAUGAUACAAAACGUUGAUAUUAUAACGUUCAAUGAGUUCGAAGAGCAAUUAAUUUUUAUUUUGUUGAUUAAUGUGUACAAUAUUUUUGAUCAUUUCUAAAUUAUAUGAAAAAUUUCGAGUCAAUGUGUUGAGAAUCUAAAAUUUAAGAAGAAGCCAAAUUGAUGAUUUUUCAUACUUAGAAAACUUGCUCGUACAUAAAUUAUCAUUAAUUCAUUUAUUAAAGAAAAGAAAUACAUGUUAUAUCACAUCUGAUAUUCAUGUAGAAAAACUGAAGCAAGUUAUAAAAAAAAUAUAAAAUUCAUUUUACUUAAAAAUAAUCUUACAUUAUAUGUCUAGACAUUAGAGAAUAAGAUGAAAAGCUCUGUAACUCUCAAGUUCAAAAUAUUUCAAGAUGAAAAGUAAGAUUAUCAUUGAAAUAUGAAAUAGUGGCGACUGUCUUUUCAACUCUGAUUAUUCUCUCUACAAUUCAAGCUUUUGAUAAAUUUUACAUGAAAACCUGCAUGUAUUUUUAAUUUUUCUUAAUGGAAUCAUGUCCCAUAAAUCCAUUUUGUCAUUCAUGAAUCAGAGUGUAGAAGAUGGGAGUACAUGUUUCAAUAGAUUUUCGGUUUUUCAAAUUUCUCGGAAAGUAGUAGUGCAUCUUGAAAUAUUACUGCAAUAAAAAACCGAUGUCUUUUAAUAUCGAAUACUCAGUUAGAAUAUAAUUAUUUUCUUGUAUAUAUCAUCGUAAAGGAAAGUUGAAUUAGAUUAUAACUUUGUGUUUUUUUACAUAAUAUGUUUAUUGUAUAAGUAAAUAUGAGGUAAUACUUGUGCUCAAUAUAAUUACGAUGGGUAGUUUCAUUUUAUCGUGUACGAAUAUUAGCGUUUCUGAGUUGUAAUUGCUAGUUUAGCAAUUAAUCCAAAGAUAACUUUUUCGAAAAUUUCAUUUUUUACCUUUGCUAUUUAAAAAAUGAGAUGAAUGAUUUCAAUUUUGAUGAACAAUGUGUCAGGUAGUAGCUAUUGAAAUCAAGUUUCUUACCUUCCAUACCGAUAAGUUUUAAUCGACUCUGAAUAUCCGAAAAAUAUGUAUAGUGCAAAACUUUAUUUUUAUCUGGUCAUUUUUUUACUGUUGCCUAAAUGAUUGAAGUGUCGCAACAAGUUUUAUGUUGUCCUAUCGAAUCUACAAUUCUAUAAAAUGCAACAGAUUAUGAGUGUACACGAAAAAUCGCCAAGAAAACAUAGUAAUAAGCUGUGAUAAUACAAUAUGUAUAAAUUAGACAAAAAAACUUAAAAAAUAAAUCAAUCAAUGCAUUAUUAAAAAAA